Molecule: messenger RNA, 402 nt
Organism: Naegleria lovaniensis
Lineage: Eukaryota; Heterolobosea; Eutetramitea; Acrasida; Naegleriidae
Exons: 1
Coding region: 1-402 (133 amino acids)
Source: RefSeq, a predicted model, not a curated record
AUGCCAGCAAUCAAAAACCCAGAAACGAAAAGAGAAUACAUCGUUCAGUUUGUCAAACCAAAACGGACUGGACCAACCUUCACCAAAGAACAAGUCUAUUCAGCCAUGAUCGCUGUAGAGAAAACCAAUCAAGAAAAUUCGAAAUUUUGUGGACCCUUCGGUCUCUCACGAUCGUAUAGUCUCCAUGCAGAAAUUAGUAACUCUUUCGAAGAGUUAAAACAAAUUGAAGUUUCAAAGAAGUGUAUUGAUCUCUUUCUCACCAAGCAUGCAUGGAUGCCAUGGAGUAAUUGUAUGAGCUUGGAUCAAGUUCAGGAAUGUAUGAAAAUUCAUAAUGAAGCGAAUCAAAAGGAUCCCGAUUAUUGGACAAAAAUUAAUAAUCUGUUGGAAUCGAACGAUCAAUGA